UUUACACACACAGUGCGGCAAGUUGUUGGGAUUUACACGCAGUUGUUAGUUCCUUGUGGCAUUGUGAUUUUUUGAACUGCAUGUAGUUAUUCCUGAAUGUUAUAAUGACUGAUGAUUUAUUAUCGUUCUUAAACUAAUAAGUAAUCGAGCGCGCGCGUUUUGUGAGUUUUCGGUCAGUUUUCUGUUUGGUUUUGAUAGUGACAGUGUAAAUUACAAGCAUCAUCAUUGAUCUGGAUCUACAAAGGCAGGCCUCGAACGGCCACUUCAUUAGGUCGGUCAGUCAAAUGUGCGAAGGAGGCUUCAAUGCCGCGGAAGGAUUCUCCAGAAUGGCAUCAAUGGGAGCCGGUGCCAUCGGAAUGCAUCCAAGUCUUCAAACCCCACAACCUGUUAAAAAACAGGAGGACCAUAUUAAGCGUCCAAUGAACGCUUUUAUGGUGUGGUCCAGACUGCAAAGGAGGAAAAUUGCACAGGACAAUCCAAAGAUGCAUAAUUCCGAAAUCUCCAAACGAUUAGGAGCUGAGUGGAAGCUUUUGAGCGAAGAGGAAAAACGUCCAUUUAUAGAUGAAGCAAAACGACUGAGAGCCAUGCACAUGAAAGAGCACCCGGAUUACAAAUACAGGCCCAGAAGAAAGCCUAAAACAAUGCGAAAAGAGGGAUACCCUUACUCCAUCCCAUAUGCAUCGGUACCAAUGGAUGCCCUGAGAGCAGGAAUGGCAUCUACAAUGGGUCAGUCCAUGGCCUCCUACUACAGCCCAACAGCAGCGUAUGGUUCCCUGAAUGCAGCUUCCAUGGCCGCCGCCAUGUCUGCACAACAGUCAGCAGCAAUGUCAGCUGGACUAACGGGACCAAGCCAAAUGGUUAGUCCCAUGGAUGCUAUGAAAUACACACUAGAAGCAGAAAAGUAUCGUUCUUCAUACAUGCCUCCAUCAUCACUUGCAAUGUCUAUGUACUCAGAUCCAAAAUAUAUAGAAUCUAAUUCAAAAAACUAUUUGGAUAGAUCUUAUUUAGAUCCCACUACGGCACUGUCUAAGGUGUAUUUUGAGACUUCUAAAAUGUACAUGGAUAGCAAGUAUUGCAGUGAUAGUCCCAGGCCCUAUUCAGGAUUGGAUGUUAGCAAGAUGUAUGAGCAAGGAUCGCAACAAAUUCCACAACAGCUUGUUCCCGGAAUGGGAAAUUCUAUCGGAUCUCCAAGAAGUGACUCUCCACCUGAAAGCAAAAAUCACCCUCAAGAACGAUUAGAUGCUGCCAGUUCCUCCAGCUCUACAACAACUUCUUCUGCUGGAGCAUCGCCUAGCGGCAUAUCUGGCUACUAUCCUAACACUACCAUGCAACAAGGUAACCCUGUACCUCCAGGAAUUAUUCCAAUGCCUCAAUACGCUACACAGUAUCCGUCGCAGACACCUGGAAGUGAGUUCAGAAGGCCCCUAACAGUGAUAUUUUGACCAGAAAAUAUGUGAAUAAUUUAAUCGAUUGGAAUAGUAGAUUUAUAUAUACAAGAUGUUUCAUGAGGAAGGGGAAUUAUUUUAAUCACUAUUCUACGUCUGGAAAUAACCCUAUUUUGCUUUAGAAACGAUGGUCCAAAGAUGCUUCGUUACGGAUUUACAGGGUGUUGAAAUUUAAUUUAAAAAAUGCAAAAUUAUAAAUCUCUUCAAAACGCAUAGCGGUAUUUUAACGAAAUUUUCUAGGGAUCAAUAGCUAAGACGCAUGUUUUGCAAUUAAUUAAUUUUGUUAAUUUUGUCAAGUAAUGUUAGGAUUCUAAGUGCAUUUGUGGGAGGUGGGCUAAAUUAAUAUUAAAUUAAAGCUAAAACUUUUUAGUUUAUGUACGUACCCGUGCGUUCUUGUAGUCUGUAGCGCAUACGUAACCCAGUGGCUAAAGUAGAUAAAAAUAUUUGGUUUAAAAGAAGUCUUUUAAAACAUUUCAAAAUUAAGAAUUUUUUUAAAUUGUAAAACAUGUGUUUUCUCUAGCUAUUCAUCCCUGAAAAAUUUGGAUAAAAUAUCUCGAUGCGUUUUGAGGGAAUUUAUCAUUUUGCAUUUUUUAAAUUAAUUUUCCACACCCUAUAAAUCCGUAUCGAAGCAUUUUUAACCCAUCAUUUAUACAGAAAACUAGUGUUAUUUGCGGACCUAGAAUACGUGAUUAAAAUAAUGUCCCUUCCUCAUGAUACACCCACUAUAUACACCCACACGGUGAUUUAAAAACCGAAUCAUUGCUCCGUAGGUGAUAUCGGCGAGUAUUUAGGCAGCGCGGAAAACAAAAAAAAUGUUACUAAAACUUACAAAAAAAUUAUGACUCUUUGUCGAAGCGAUAAAGACAUUCCUCAGCUGAGAACAAUUCACUGCAUCAAAGUUUAGUUUUCAAUUAAGUUCUAGCAAUGAUAUAAAUAUUUGAAAUUUUGACUAACAAAAUUUUAAAACAAACCCCAAAUCCAACGUUGAAAUGUUCACUACUGAUGUUUGGUUGGCGCUAUACCUAAUUUAUUAUGAAACGAUAGGAUUACAGUUUUUCCGAAUAUAUAUGUGCAAAUAUUAAAAUAUGUAUUUUGUAAUUUUUCGAUAUAUUUUAUAUAGUUGAUAAAGUUUAAAUUUAUAUAUUUUUCCGUACUGUCCAGGUAAGCUCCACUAAACUAGUAAAAGGCAUGCUGAAAAUUUGAAAUCUCCCUGCAAUAGGUCUUACAUUUAGGAGUUUAUCUAGUUUAGCGAAAUACAUCAAACAUUACAUUUCAUAAUUACAUUGUACAGGGCCAAACAUAAGUCGCAAUUAACGGACGUCUGGGAAGUUCCAACGGUUUUUAGUUACUAAUAAGACAGUAUAUUUGAUUUUUUGCUGGUUAUAUUGCGUAUCAGAAAAUCAGAAAUGUAUGUAAUGGUAAGAAAGAGAAAAAUACAAGCUAAAGAUUUAAUUUCCAGAGAUCAGCUCUUGAAAGUGAAUUUUUUUCUGCUAUAUGCUCGUCGAGAAAUUAGCUCUUUUAAGAAGAAAAGGAAUUGUGGCAAUUUUAAUUCACUGUGAUGCCCCUUAAGUCAAUCGAUUCCAAGUUAUCUUUAACAAGUGAGUUAUACAAAUUAGUUUUUCAAAUAAUCACUCACCGUUCUAAUUAGCAUUGAAAAUGGCCAGCAUAUGUAGGAUUUCUAUAUUAACCUCCCAAAAGAAUCUAAAAUUGGAAACACAAAAGAUUAACACAACACCGUUUUUGCAUCAAUCAACACUAAAUUGCUUUUUCAGAAUUGCUUCACUGCUCAAAAAUUCUGCAAUCAGUUUUGGGGUGCAUCCAAUAUUCAAAUGUUAUAAGCAAACGUUUUCAGGUUUUGUUGCUUCUUGUUUAGGUAAAUAAUGGAAUUUCUAAAACAUUAAAAACAUCAGACAAAAAGUCGUUUAAUAGAAAAUGCAAAAUAACCGAUUAUUACUACUUAGUCCUCUCGGCAAAUUAGCAAAACUCGCUUAAAGGCUAAAUCUACAUUUGCGGUAUAUACCAGGAACAAGCUCUUCUAGGUAUAUCUUUUUAAAAUUCGGUUCUUCUAUAGUGGAAUAACGUCAUCUCGGUAUAAAUGGCGGUAUAACUUAUACCAGUGAAAUGAGCCGGAUAUACUGCAGAUAAAGUUGUUCCUUCGUUCUAUUGGUCAAUGAGUCAAUAGCGUCUUAUUUCUCGGUCUCAAUUCAUAACCUACAAUUUCUUCAUAUAUAAACUUUUUCACGCGAUUUAAAGAAAUUUUUGAUUUACCGUCAUCGACAACCGAUUGAAAUGCGUUUGUAGGUGUUCUAGUAAAGUAUCUGUUGGGUACCAAGCAAGGGAGGAUCCAGGGGGUUGUCAUGGGGGUCAUGAUAACCCCCCCUUGUGCUGAGUUUUUAACGACAAACAAACAUUUUUCUAAUUUCAUGGACAACAAAAGACUAAAUUUUUACCACUUGACCCCCCCCGACUCGAAAGCUGGAUCCGCUUCUGGUACCAAGUUGUUUUAUUUAGAAUCUUAGAUUCUAACGCUUUCAAUUUAAGAGCAUGCUCCUCUUUCAUUUGUUUGAUUUUUAGGUCAUGCAUUUCCUUUUCCAUUUUUUCUUUUUGUCGCGCUCCUUUUUCCGGCAAAGUUUUCUGAAAAUCUGAAAAUUCUAUUAUUUUUUGGACCAGCUCUUCAUAAAUAUAUUCCUUUCUUCCAGUUUUUACGUAUUUCCUCUUCAAUUUUUCGAAAAUGGGACUGCUUACUUAAAAGUAAAAGUGGCAUUUCAGUAUUUCGUUUCGUAAAGUAACAUUGCAAAUACUCACUACAAUUUUUGCUGAAUGCUUUGAAGGCAAAUUCAACGCCGGAUGUUCCGAUUGCCUCAAUAUUGUCAAAAGAUGAACUAUACGGUUUUGCGAAACCAAAAGUAACUCACCAAAUCUGCAACUGGGAUUUCUACAGCUUCAGCAGAACAUCCUUUCACAUCUGUAAAGAUUUCCAAGGAUUCUAAUUCGCUUGGGGUAACAAAAGCUAUAACAGAAAACUACGUGCUAAUUGAAAUUUAAGUUAAACCUACAAUGGCGUAAAACUGCACUUACCAUCAUCCGAAUCAAAUUCACAUUCAGUACCCUUAGCAGAGACACCAACUAAAUUCAGCACUCAUUUCCCUAAACCUGUCAAGUUCAAAUCUGGGAGUGGACCGCCACCAGUUUUAUAUACUUGGCUCCUAAGCUCAAUUUUUUGAGCGAAUCCCAUUUGCUUCGCAACAUCUUCGCAGUUCUUCCCGUCCCACAAAUAACGUUAAAUGUUGUUGCUAUGGUGCGCCGCUCAACCUCUUCUGCUCCAUUAGUAAUUAAUUGUAUAUGUUUUCGUACAUUCUAAAACGACAAUGUUUCACUUUAUAAUAUUAAAUUGUACGUGCCUAUAACAUGUUGGUGAGUUUCCACUAAAUCCAUUAAUAUUUCCACUUCAUCUUUACUGAAAUUGGUGCAUUGUUUUUUAAUACUCUGAGCCAUUUCUUAAGAAAAUCGAGCACAUACACUAGCUGAAUUAUUUUAGGUACUGUUUCUUUGGAGUACUAUCAUAAACUUUGAGGUAAAUUAAGGUAAAAGUUCGAAAAAACGGUCAUCUCGAUGGUAACGUUGCCAUCGACUGCCUUGGACACCGCCAGAGCCAAAGUUUCGAUAAGCUCGGAACAGUUAUUCUCGCGCCAUCGUUUCAUUGUGGAACAACACAUAGUAUUAUGCCACAGAUUAUCCCUAGUAUAUCUUACUCUACAAAGAGUUUGUUCCCGGUAUAUACCGCAAUUGUAGACUUGGGUCUAAGUAUUUCAUUGUGAUUUGUCUACGGUUUCCAACGUAAAGAACAGUGGAAAAGUGGAAGUGGAAGAAUCAGAGAAACUUUUCUACUAUUCCAUACUGGUUUGCGAUCAUAUCCAUAAAAUCACUAUAGAAAUCUAUUGAUACGAUCGCAAACCAGAAUGUCUCUAUUGAGAAAGUUUAGCUAAAAAUGAGAAAGGACAUAAACAAUCCUGUUUACACUAAGAAUUGCCUGAAAUAGUGUUUUAUCAGGCCAGCGACAUGUAGACAGUACGUACGCUAAAGCAAGAUUCGGUAAAACAAGAUUUUCAUUUAUCUUAAUUAGUAACUGAAAAUCACUUGACCGUGAUUUAUUUGGCCCUGUAGAUAGUAACCAGGUAGGCUCAGCUGCAAUUUUUGAAGAAAGCAAAUAAUUUUACUCAUGUAGCAUUUUUUGAAAUUUUGUAAGUUUGUUAAUUCGCAUUUGGCACAUUUUUCGAAUAUCCAAGAAAACGUUAUUAAUUCAGUUCAAAUCGUCGAAAAUUUAUAUAAAUGAAUAUGAUAUGAGACUUGCGUGAGCACUUUAUAUUUCAACGCAUCAAGCAAAAUAAAACAAAUUUUGUCGAAGCAAAACUUGUAAAAUAUGUAGAUAUAAUUUAUAUUUAUGUACAAAAAUUAGAAUCUUUUCUUAUUAAGAAUACAUUGUCGUAUUCCUCAAUGUACAUUUUUGUUUAGUUAGUUUGAGGUGUUUUGUUAUGAUUAAAUAACAAAUGUUUUGAAUUUUGUUAAUAUAUAUUUCAAUAAAUUAACGGUAAGCAUCUCCCAACAGCAGAUUAAUUCAAAUUAAAACAUUUUCAUCGUUGGUUGACGGAAAUAUUUUUAUCAUAAUUCAAACUUGUUGAAGCCAUACUUAAGAGAAGUUAUAAAUAUUUUGUUCCUAUUUUUAUUAGAUUGUAGACGACUACUUAAAAGAUAGCAAAUCUCGUUAUUAUUCAUCAGUAGGACCUAUUAGAAGUAGUACUAUUAAUGCAUACAUUAUGUUAUUGGAUAGACGAAAAUUGGACAUAAUAGAGACUCCGUCAAAUAA
Molecule: messenger RNA, 6309 nt
Organism: Dendroctonus ponderosae (mountain pine beetle)
Lineage: Eukaryota; Metazoa; Arthropoda; Insecta; Coleoptera; Curculionidae
Product: transcription factor sox-2
Exons: 5
Coding region: 285-1442 (385 amino acids)
Biological process (GO): cell differentiation; regulation of DNA-templated transcription; anatomical structure morphogenesis
Molecular function (GO): RNA polymerase II cis-regulatory region sequence-specific DNA binding; DNA-binding transcription factor activity, RNA polymerase II-specific
Source: RefSeq, a predicted model, not a curated record